Hypanus sabinus (Atlantic stingray) is the source of this 4685-nucleotide messenger RNA. RefSeq names its product NACHT, LRR and PYD domains-containing protein 12-like. Lineage: Eukaryota; Metazoa; Chordata; Chondrichthyes; Myliobatiformes; Dasyatidae. Bases 688 to 4110 code for a protein of 1140 amino acids. Gene Ontology annotation, molecular function: protein binding. The transcript has 16 exons. The record is from RefSeq and is a predicted model, not a curated record. Gene Ontology annotation, cellular component: cytoplasm.
CUUUUCUUUCCGUUCUGUGUUGAAGCGGAUCGUCGCGGGGGAGACGGGGGAAGGAUCGCUGUCUGCGAGGCAAAUACAUCAAGUUCCCAUCGUUAGAUCUGCAGUGAGAGAUUUAUUGGAAGAAAACUCCACGACUGAAAGCAAACCACAACUGAAGACGGGGGAACAUCAACAAGUGAACCAGCCUGAGUACUGAGAGCAUCAACUGGAGAGAACCUUUCUGAUUCGGAGAUUCCAGUGAUUCUGUCAGCAGAAAGUUUGUUAGAUAGACCUGCGGUGAGAGAUUUAUUGGAAGAAAAACCUCAACUGGAAGGAAACCACAACUGAAAACGAGGGAAAAGCAACAAGAGAACCAACCCGAAGACUGAGAGCACCGACUGAAGAGAACCCAUCUGACUCAGAGAUACCAUUGAUUGGGUCAGCAGAAAGUCUGUAAGUCCUGUGCUAAAGGAUUUAUCGGAAGAAAAGCCCACAACUGGAAACAAAGAACAACUGAAGACGAGGGAACAGCAUUAAUUGAACGAGCCGAAGACUGAGAGCACCAACUGGAGAAACCCUGCGGACUCAGAGUUUUCCUUCAUUCAGUCAGGAGGAAGUUUGACCAUCACCCGCAGGCGGAGCUUUUCUACACCGGGAACAAAGAGUAAACAAGAAAACAACAACCAGGAAUCGUCAGUCGGAAUCAAAAUGUCUACAGCUGGGAAAUUAAAUCGGGUACAGAAAUUUCUCAAGAGGUUGUCACUAGGCAGCUCAUCCAGUGAGGAUGAUCGGGACACUGAAAAGAAAGCACCAAAGCAGGGUCAGAUUGCGAGCAAUGUCCCAUUUGAAUGCAGUCCGGCCGCAGAGGAGGGAGAGCAAAAUCAGCCCAGAGACAGUGGCGUCAGAGACACUGAUCAGGACCCUGGAACCAGCACAAGUGAGGCGACUGUCUGUCAGCCCAGAGACAGUGACGUCAGAGACACUGAGCAGGACCCUGGAACCAGCACAAGUGAGGUGUCUGGCUGUCAACCUGGAAGCUCAUCAACCAUGGAAUUGUCAAGUCCCCGACAAGGAGUGGGUCCGAGCUCAGAGAUCACCGAGCUCCUGGCAAACUGGGACGAUUCCCAGCUCCUGCAGUUGACGGACUUCUACCGGGACAGGCUGGAGCAGGCGAUGGAAGGAAGGGUGCACGGAGUGAGCCUGGCGUUAACGGCCGAGAAUCAGUUCAGUGAAGAGGAACAUCGGACAAUCUCUGAUCUGGCUGAUAAGGGAGAGCGGGCGGACAGUUCUAAACUCCUCCUGAGCCUGGUGAUGGAGAAAGGCUCCCUCGCCUGGAGGGUGAUGUGGGAAACCUUUGUGAAAAUGCGGAUUGGUGUUCCAAAGCUGGACAAAAUCCUGAAAGAAAUACAGGAACAUGGUUCUGUUCCGGUCCAUCGACCCGUACCGGAGAUUCCCAGUGAGCUGAAAGAUGUUCAACAGAAACACAAGGAGACUCUGCGGGCACAAACUGAAACACUGAGAGUGAACACGAUCCUGAUGAGGGAGAAGGUGAAGGUUUUCCAGCUGGUUGAUCGAUACGCUGAGCUCACGGUCAUUUCUACUGUUCGAGAUCGGAGACUGGUGGAACAUGAGCUGCUGGCAAGAGGCAGAGACCAUGAGGAAUGGAGAGAAACACAUCUCUGUGGACAGCUGGAAAUAAUCCGGACGGAUCAGUUAUUCCAGAGCAGCUUUUCCCGAAAUAUCUCCACAUCUGGGAGUUCGGCAGCAGUGGCCGGAGUCCCAGGGAUUGGGAAAACAACAAUGGUUCAAAAGAUUGCUUAUGACUGGGCGACAGGGAAAAUAUACCAACAGUUCCAGUUUGUCUUCAGUUUCAAAUUCCGGGAUUUAAACUCAAUUAACAACAGAAUAAACCUGAGGGAACUGAUUCUGGAUCAAUAUCCUUACUUUGGGAACAUCUUGAGAGAGGUCUGGAAGAACCCAGAGGGAUUGCUGUUUAUAUUCGAUGGUUUAGAUGAAUUCAAAGACAAAAUCGAUUUUGCAGACAGUCGGAGAGAUACAGAACCCAAGCACCAGUGCCCAGAUCCCGAGUGGUGGUGUGAAGUGUCUGACAUUGUGUACAGUUUAAUCCAGGGCAAGCUGCUCCCAGGGUGUUCAGUGCUGGUGACCACCCGUCCCACAGCGUUACAUUUAUUGGAAAAGGCGGAGAUCAGUGUUCGGGCUGAAAUCCUGGGAUUUGUUGGUGAAGAACGGAAGGAAUAUUUAUUUAGGCAUUUUGAAGAUCAGACAGUGGCGGCAGCUGUUUUCAAACACGUGAAGGAGAACGAAAUCCUGUACACCAUGAGCUACAACCCCUCCUACUGCUGGAUCCUCGCUCUGACACUGGGCCCCUUCUUCACAGAAAGAGUCACGGACCCGCAGCGAGUUCCCAAGACCAUCACCCAGCUGUAUUCCUACUAUAUUUACAACAUCCUGAAAAACCACGGCCGUGAGAUUGAGAACCCCCGUGAUGUGUUACUCAGGGUUGGUCAGAUGGCCUUCAGAGGAGUGUCCGAGAAGAAGAUUGUGUUUACAGAUGGAGAUUUGAUCAACUACAAUCUGCAGCCUUCUCAGUUCCUGUCCGGGUUCCUGAUGGAGCUUUUGGAGAGAGAGGAUUCUGCCCGCUGUGUGGUGUACACAUUCCCACACCUCACCAUCCAAGAGUUUGUAGCUGCAGUCGCACAAUUUCUGAUCCAAGAUGGCAGAGAUAAUAUGAAACAGCUCACUGAAGCCCACUGCGUGAAGGAUGGGCGGUUUGAGGUAUUUCUCCGUUUUGUUGCUGGUCUCUCCAACCCAAUGACAGCUCGGGGUCUGGAGGAGUUUCUGGGCCCAUUUCCCAAUGAAACGACCUGCCAGGUGAUUGACUGGGUGAAGGAGGAGGUUAAACGCCAGAGUGGAAACAUAAAGAAUGAAGCUGGGAAAAGGAGUUUCCUGAACACAUUGCACUACCUGUUUGAGUCUCAGAAUCGUAGACUCGCUCAGGCCGCACUGGGAUCUGUGAAAACACUUUCAUUCUGUGGAAUGACACUGACCCCGAUUGACUGCACGGUCCUGUCUCAUGUCAUCGGACUCUGUGAUACAAUAAAACACCUCGACCUGCAGGACUGCCACAUUCAGUGUGAAGGAAUCCAGCGGCUGGGACCCGGGCUGCACAAGUGCCAGGAGUUGAGACUCGGUGGGAAUGAACUGGGAUAUUCAGGAGUGAAACUGGUGUCUGCAGCUCUGAGGAACCCGGAGUGUAAAAUACAGAAACUGGGGCUGAGUGAUGUCGGUCUCACAGAUUCUGGUGCCGAGGAUCUCGUCUCCGCUCUCAGUACAAACCUAUCACUGUCAGAACUGGACCUGAGUGGUAAUAAACUGCUAGCUUCCGGAGUGAAACUGGUGUCUGCGGCUCUGAGCAACCCGGAGUGUAAAAUACAGAAACUGGAGCUGAAACGUGUCGGUCUCACAAAUUCUGGUGCCGAAGUUCUCGUCUCCUCCUUCAGUACAAACCCAUCACUGACGGAGCUGAGCCUGAGUGUUAACAGUCUGGGCGAUUCCGGAGUGAAACGAGUGUCUGCGGCUCUGAGGAACCCGGAGUGUAAAAUACAGAAACUGUGGCUGUGUGAUGUCGGUCUCACUGAUACUGGUGCUGAGGAUCUCGCCUCCGCUCUCAGUACAAACCCAUUACUGAGGGAACUGAGCUUGAGUGGUAAUAAACUAAGAGAUUCAGGAGUGAAACUGGUGUCUGCGGCUCUGAGAAAUCCGGAGUGUAAAAUACAGAGACUGUGGCUCAGUAAUGUCGGUCUCACAGAUUCUGGUGCCGACGAUCUUGUCUCUGCUCUCGGUACAAACCCAUCACUGACGGAGCUGUACCUGGAAUUAAACUCGCUCACAGACCGAUCUGUCUCCGCUCUCCGCCGCCUCAUACUGACCCUCCCGAGUCUGGAGGUGAUCGGGCUGUACGGGAAUCAGUUCAGUGAGACCGGGAAGAACGAACUGGGACCUCUGCAGGGAGUUAGACACGGACUGAAAGUGAUCCUGAACAUCAGAAUGUGUGAACAUCCCCAUCACGGGGUGGCGUCAUUUAAGCCGAUUCCCCGCCCGACCCUUUAACUCACACCCUCCCCUUUAAAUCCCCCCCCCCUUAAAUUUAAUGGCGCGCUUCAGGCGUAAUUCCCAACGGUUUUAACGGAAGUGGUUCCUGUGUCGUUCGUUUCGCUCCCGCAUUGACGUUUUUCCGCCUGUAUCUGGCUCCUGUCCAGGAAAGCUGCUUUCGCCGGACAUUCGCGUUCGACUCCCCCAUGUGACACCCCGGGGAACGGCACAGACUGGAAGAUCCUGAGGAUGGCGAUUUUAUUUCUGGGACACCAGGGUCCUGCGGUGAGGGGGGGGGGUGAAUUUUCCGGGCGAGAAUCAUUUUGCUCCCUUUGCUGAUGGAGUGACCCUGGAUCUGCAGCGAUCCCGGACACGGCCCGAAAGUGUGAUUUUAAAAUCAUCGGUUCCCCGAUGCAGUGUGACGCUGAGAAACGGGACUCAUUGUUCAAACUGUCACUCCUUGUCGCCGGUCAGUUAAUUGUCUGCGACUGUGAGUGAGUCGGGAGCAGCUUAUUUAGUCCCGCACAUCAGAAGCUCACACAUUGUUUAGUUUACAUUUGUCAUGAUGAAAUCAAUAAAACGCUGUAACUUCC